UCCAGCCGGUCGUUCCACUUCUCCGCCGCUUCACAAGGCGUCCAACCCGGGAUUUGAACCGUAGUGACACCCGGAGAGGAGGAACCAUGGGUGCCGGUUCGAGCACCGAGGCUGAGCGGGCGCCGCUGCUCGCUCCCUCCGGGGCGGAGGCGAGCAGACCGCCGGUGAGCAGCGGCAGGGUGUACGGGAGAAGAUGGCUGGUUCUGAGCCUCUUCUCCCUGCUGGCUCUCCUGCAGGGGAUGGUGUGGAACUUCUGGGGACCCAUCCAGAACUCGGCCGCUCUCGCUUACGGCUUCACCAAGUCCGACAUCGCGGUGCUGGUGCUGUGGGGCCCGGUGGGCUUCAUCCCCUGGCUGCUGUUCAUGUGGUUAAUGGAUAAAAGAGGUUUGCGGGCAUCCCUCCUCCUCUCUGCGUUCCUCAUGCUGAUAGGAGCAGCUCUGCGGAGCAUCCCACUGACAGAUCUGCCUCUCAGGCGAAAGUUGAUACAUGGAGGUCAGCUUCUGAACGGUUUAGCUGGCCCGACCAUAAUGAGUGCCGGCCCCUACCUAUCGACAACGUGGUUUGCCCCCGACCAGAGAGCCACCGCGACGGCUGUGGCCUCGCUCUUCUGCUACCUUGGAAGUGCUGCUUCAUUUGUAGUAGGACCUCUGGUAGUGCCGUCGCCCAAUAACACCCAGAAAGCCCCAGCGAUGGUAGCAGCAGUUUCCGUCAGCUUCAUCCGAGACAGGAUCCAGCUUGUUAUGUAUGCAGAGUUGGUAGCAAUUGCCGUGCUCUUUGCAGCGGUCCUUGUGUAUUUCCCAUCACGCCCACCAAUGCCUCCCAGUGUGGCCGCAGCGAGCCAAAGACUCAGUUACAAAAGCAGCAUCUGCAGACUUCUCAGUAACUUUCGGUUCCUGAUGGUAGCGCUGGCCUAUGCGGUCCCCACAGGAGUGAUUGCAGGCUGGACAGGAGUCCUUGACAUGGUCCUUACUCCGGCUAAAGUCAGUCAGGUGGAUGCAGGUUGGAUUGGUUUCUGGUCGACUGUCGGCGGGUGUGUGUUCGGAGUGGCAAUGGCCAGGUUUGCAGACUCUAUCAGGGGGAUGUUGAAGCUGAUCCUGGUGCUGAUGUUAGCAGGAGCCUCACUGUCCUCGACCUGGUUCACACUCACCUGUCUGAGCAGAUACACUCACCUCCCGUCCACUGCAGCCAUCCUGUACACUUCCUGCAUCCUGGUGGGCAUUUUUAUCAACAGCAGCGUGCCAAUAUUCUUCGAGCUCUUUAUUGAGACGGUGUACCCGGUCCCUGAAGGCAUCACCUGCGGAGUGGUCACUUUCCUUGGGAACCUGGUCACUGGCCUGCUCCUCUUCUUCCUCACCUUUUACUGUACAGAUCUGUCGUGGCUCAACUGGUGUCUAACGGGCUCCUGCGUCUUCAGCCUCGUCCUCGUCCUCUGCUUCAGGGAGUCGUACGACCGCCUCUACUUGGACGUCUUCGUCUCCGUGUGACGUAACAAAAACACUUAAUAACAAGGGACUGAAUAACUUUUCUUGCACAAACAAAAGGAGAAAGGGAGGUGAAGGGAAAAUGGACACUCUUUUAUGAUUUUAGGAUGUAAAUGUACAUAUAUUUCGGUGACAGUGGUGAUGGAUCGCUGUUGCGCGGCUACUGAGAAGAACCACAAAGCGAUUCCACAUCAGUGUUUCCUCUGUAUAUGUGUUCAAUUUAAUGCCAUGUGACUGUCUUAACCUGUUAUUACCUGUUUUUAUAUGUCAGUCUAUGUUUUAAUGUAAACAAUUUUUUAUUUGUAAACGGCAUGCCAGACUGUUUACAGAUACUAUAAUAUUUAAAGUUGCUCUCAGUGUCGCUGGCUGCUCCGUUCGCCAUCCUCCCUGAUUGUCUUUAAAGUAAACUGGACACUGUCUCAAAGCUCACGCGCCGGACGCCACUGACUCCAGAUCAGCGCCAGGUGUCGUGAGAGAACUUCAUCAGCCAAUCAGCAGGCCUGGCUGUGCUGGGUGGAGAUAAACGUAGGACCUCCUGCUGCUACAGACUGACCCGAUGCUUCUCAGCAUAAUGUGACGCUUCCUGUCAUUGAGAGGCGGGUACUUAUGUUCUCAUCCCCUUCUCAAGACAAAUAUGCAAAACUGUGUCGAGAUCGAUGAUUGGAUGACAAGCCGCCACUGUUUUCUUACCAAUGAAUUGUACACGUGGAAAUCAUCGGAACUGUUACAUCACGUUUCAGAUUGCCUGCGGCAAAUUUAAUGUCAAUUGUGUCCAUUUCUGGGAGAAUUGCUUUUUAAUCAAAAGGAAUAAUGUUAAUUUGUUUUCUAAACUUUGUAAUGAUUUGUUCUCCUCAGCAGUCUGCCAGUAUUUAUUGGAAACGUCUCAACACUAACACCAUUAACACUCAGCUGCGUAGAAAAUGGUUCUGAAAUUGACACGGAUGCGACACGCUGAGGGAGAUUGUUUAUUAUUACAGUCAUGAGGAUUAAAUCAUAUUGUUUUGUAAUUGCCAAGCUGCUCCUCCUCCAAAGCACCAGCAGGUGUCUCUGCGCCAACUGAGAGUUCACUGGAGAAAAAAAAAAACCCUUUGGUAAAAAAAAGAAAAGGAAGUUCCCAUUUUCAUGGAUUCCUUGACUGAUACAACUGGGGCUGUGACAGAAAGCUCUGGGUCGAGAGGGAAAUAACCACAAAGAAACACAUGAAGACAAAUGGAAAACAUCUGUCACUCGCAGUCAAACUUUCUCUCCGACUCGCCCAUGACUUCUCUUUGUGUCUCUGUCUUGCACAGCAGCUAGAAGACGUGUUUUAAUGUGAUCUCCUGUGGGUUACGAGGAAGCUCUGUAACGUCUUUCCUGGUGCUUGGUGUAUUUUUUCAUUUUGUACUCUCACUGUACAGAAAAAGGUUUUGUCUUUUUACCUCUUUGACGUGUUGCCUUAAUUGCCCAGUGCAGUGUGUUUUGUCUCCCUCUCCUCCACACUGUGACUAUAAUGUCUGUAUAUAGAGCUAAAGGUCAUGUUCUUCUGUUCACUCUGCUGUUUCCUGGGAUCUUGGUUUUAAAUGUCCUUGUUCUGUGGAAAGGAAAUGAACAAAUGUGACUAAAAUAUUUCCAGCACCUUAUUAAAAUGAACAUUUUAAGAAUAAUA
Molecule: messenger RNA, 3126 nt
Organism: Limanda limanda (common dab)
Lineage: Eukaryota; Metazoa; Chordata; Actinopteri; Pleuronectiformes; Pleuronectidae
Gene: slc49a4
Product: solute carrier family 49 member 4
Exons: 9
Coding region: 87-1484 (465 amino acids)
Biological process (GO): transmembrane transport
Cellular component (GO): intracellular membrane-bounded organelle; membrane
Molecular function (GO): transmembrane transporter activity
Source: RefSeq, a predicted model, not a curated record